Messenger RNA from Coccidioides posadasii C735 delta SOWgp, 1689 nucleotides. RefSeq lists its product as uncharacterized. Gene Ontology annotation, molecular function: CoA-ligase activity. NCBI's taxonomy places the organism in Eukaryota, Fungi, Ascomycota, Eurotiomycetes, Onygenales, Onygenaceae. The record is from RefSeq and is a predicted model, not a curated record.
AUGCGUUUACUCAUAGUCCCAACGGAUGUCACGGUUUGGGAUUGGCUCUUUGAUCCUUAUUCUCCCCAUUGCCCAUUGUCCAAAUAUCCAGCUUCCGAGAUUGCCGGGUACACAAAUGCCUCCACACGGGAGCGCGUCAGCUUUGCGCAGGUCAAGGAGUACACCACAUUCCUCUCGACCGCUCUAGUAAGGAUGUUUGACUUUAAGGAAGGAGAUACGGUGGCAUUGUUUAGCCAGAACACAAUAUGGUACCCAGUUGCCAUGCUGGGGGCCAUCAGAGUGGGAGGCGUUGUGUCUGGUGCUUCACCUGCAUAUAAUGUGGAUGAGAUGACAUAUGCGUUGAAGACAGCUCAAGCGAAGAUCUUGAUGACUAUGCCAUCUUCAAUGACUGUUGCUGUUGAGGCUGCCAAGAAUGCCGGCAUCCCCCAGAACCGGAUAUUUCUGCUUGAAGGCGAAGUGGAAGGGUAUACAACAAUGAAACAGCUCUUGGAUAUCGGGAGGAGCUACGGCUCUGAAGGACAGGUAAAAGCAUUUAAGAUACCCCCUGGGAAAAGGAACAAGGACGUAUGCGGCUUCUUGAGCUUUAGCAGUGGGACAACAGGGUUGCCAAAAGCAGUGAUGAUUGCACACCAAAAUGUCAUCGCCCAGUGCUUGCAGGUCCAGCAGGUAACGCCAGAAUCGCACAAGAAGGUUCUCGCUGUGCUACCUUUAUUUCACAUCACUGGGCUUGUCCAUCAACUCCAUUUGCCUGUUCUUCUCAACGCGGAAAUAUACAUGCUCCCGUCAUUUACCAUGGAGGCUAUGCUCGAUGCGGUCUCCACGUUUAAGAUCAAAGAGAUGUUGCUUGUCCCACCCAUCUUAAUUCGAUUGGUCCGUGAUCCCGUUGUUGAUAAGUAUGACUUAUCACAUGUUGAACGCUUCUCCUCCGGCGCCGCUCCUCUAAGCGCAGAGAUCCUAGCGUUUUUGGAAAAGAAGUUCCCCGGAACCGGCUUCAAACAAGGGUACGGCAUGACCGAAUCUUGCAGCUGCAUAACCACGCACCCCAUUGGCAAAAUGGGUUAUGAGUAUGCGUUCCGUGUUGGCACCAUUGUUGCCAACACUGAGGUCAAAAUCAUCGAUCCGGACACUGGUGCCGAACUUGGAUACAACCAACCGGGAGAAAUUCUUGCCCGCGGGCCUCAAGUGGUAAUGGGCUACUUGAACAACCCCAAAGCAACUCGCGAGACCUUUGAUGAAGAUGGCUGGCUACAUACUGGUGACGUCGGCAAGAUCGAUGAAGAAGGCUUUAUCACUAUUACGGACCGGAUCAAGGAAAUGAUUAAAGUCAAAGGUAUCGGUGUUGCUCCAGCUGAACUGGAAGAUUUGCUUCUGGGUCAUCCGGAUGUCGAGGAUGCAGCCGUCCUCGCUGUCCCGGAUGAAUAUUCUGGGGAAAGACCUAAGGCAUACGUGGUAUUGAAACCAGCACGAAAGGACGACGACCUUGUGGCAACUGGAAGAAAGCUUAUUAAGUAUGUCCAGGAGAAGAAGGUAAGACAUAAGUGGCUUGUGGAGGUAGAGUUUACAGAGGAGAUUCCAAAGAGUGCGAGUGGGAAGAUUUUGAGGCGAGUGCUAAGGGAGCAACAGAAAAACGGUGGUAAAAAGGGCACUGUCGUGAGAAAUGAUGAGAGUGCAGCGAAGGCGAGACUGUAG